AAAGAAAAAAAAAAAAACAAGUACUUUUGGAUCAAUCAUUCAACCACAGUUUCUUUUUAUCAUGGAGCUGUUCUGGUCAGCUGAGUUUCAUGACAUACAGUUUUUUUUUAGUGAUGCUAUAAAGUUUGGGUUCAUAAUUGAUGACCAUCUCCUGUCAUCUCUACUACAUCUUCCUUCUUAGAUCAAAGUGAAAUGAAGUUUGGUAAUGCGAUACAUGCAUGCCUGUUUGGUAGAUUAAUUGCACCAUUCAAGGUGUAAAAGGAAAUGUGUGUAAGAAACAGGUGAACACGGUUGGUAUUUGCAUUAUUUAUGUUUAUGUGAGCAUAUAUUUCCUGUACCGGUACUUGUUCCUGGUGGGCGUUUAUUCAAGCAUAUUCUGAAGGCAUAAUUCUGUGUUGGCUGAUAAAAUUAUACUUUUUGUGAAGCCCUGAAAAUGGGCAAUCCUACCAAUUUAGUUUUAUUUUCAAAAUGAAAUGAAGAAGAUGUAUAAAUUGCGCUGAAAGUUGCUCUUUUAUAUGUGAAAAGGUAGAGGAAGAAGGGUAAUCAUUCAUUUCUAAUUAAGCCAGGCCGUUGGUAAAAUUGUGUUUGCAGCUUGUGACCAGUGAUAGACCCUCCAAAAAGUUACCUACUCUUUAGACUUUUUAUUGGAUUUUGUCAAUGGUAAUUUUUUUUAAAAUGCUGACUUUUUCACUACCUAGAAUAAACAAAAAUCUCCGCAGAUCUAGCCUGUUUUUACUGAUAGGGCUGGGUUAUAGAAACAUGGAGUAUUUUAAAGAUGGCCCCAUGCUUAGAUUUUCUGUGAAGUGUUUUUUUUUUUUUUUUUGAUGUAAGGUAAUAAGGAUUUUGAGCCUUAGGGAAUAUAAAGAACUUUCUUGAAAUAAAUCUCCUGUGUGUUUUGACAUUUGUAGUAUUAAUCUCUUUUAUUACCUCUGAGGCCUGUCAUACUAAAGCAGGAGGAACGAAAAGGUUUUGUUAAACAGUGGUAUGGAAACCUGUUCUUUUAAAUAAGCUUGCUUUUUUUUUUUUCCUUAAUGAUCCCCAGGUUGUAUUUUUUAAAAUUUUUGUGCAGAAUCAAGUCUUGUUGUAAUAUUCUGGGAUUUAAUAAGUUUUGUUGAGUUUUUUUACUCUACAGGUAAAAACACAAUGCGUCGUAUAUAAGAGGGCUUUACCUUUCCAUGACUUAGGAUAAAUGUACGUGUAGUUUGUGUAUUUACUCAGUUAUGUGAGUUUUUGUGGCCAUCUUGAUGAAAUUUUACAAUUGUCUCUUUACUUUCAACAUUCUUCUCUAGUUAUAUGUUGUUCAUUUUAUAUUGCUGUCAGGCCUUACAGAUCAAAUUUGUGUUCACCAAAGACAUGAAAAAACUAUAAAAUGUAACAAACACGAAAACCCUAACAAGAAACAACAACAAAACAGUGAGUGCGACAGAAAUGCUUGUGUUACACAAACAAAAAACAUGCACAUAUUUAAACUCGAAUAGUGCCUUGUUUUCACUGUAUUUGUCUGGCUGAUUCCUGAUCGUGUUUUUUAGACAUUACGAAUUGUCUUACAGCUUCUUGUAUCUGCCAACUGAAGUGCAAUACAGACCAAAGCCAUCAGGUUCCUGUAGCAUUGUAGCUAGUGAAAAACCUAGUCAUGAAAAUGAUGGAUCCAAUUUGUUUUGUUCCAAUAUGUUUCUGUUUUGUUGACCAAUGCUAAAUGUUUUGUAGUGAGUUGAUGUCCCUGCAGUUUAUUUUUUUUUGAUGAUCGGAUGUUUUUGAUGGCUGUUUGGGUGUUUUUUUAUUUGGUGGCAGUUUGAAGUGGAUGGGUGUUUUUUUAUUUGGUGGCAGUUUGAAGUUGAUUGGUGUUUUUGUAGUUGGUGGCAGUUGAAGUGGAUGGGUGUUUUUUGUAGUUGGUGACUGUUUAAAGUGGAUGGUGUUUUUGUAGUUGGUGGCUUUUUGAAGUAGAUGGGUGUUUUUGUAGUUGGUGGCAGUUUGAAGUAGAUGGGUGUUUUUAUAUUUAGUGGCUGUUUGAAAUGGAUGGGCGUUUUUGUAGGUGGUGACUGAAGUAGAUGGGUGUUUUUAUAUUCGGUGGCUGGUUAAAGUGGAUGGUGUUUUUGUAGUUGGUGGCAGUUGAAGUGGAUGGGUGUUUGUGUAGUUGGUGGCUGUUUAAAGUGGAUGGUGUUUUUUGUAGUUGGUGGCUGUUUGAAGUAUAUGGGUGUUUUGUAUUUAGUGGCUGUUUGAAUUCGAUGGGUGUUUUUGUAGUUGGUGACUUUGAAGUAGACGGGUGUUUUUAUAUUCAGUGGCUGUUUAAAGUGGAUGGUGUUUUCAUAUUUGGUGGCUGUUUGAAGUGGGUGUUUUUGGGUGGGGACUUCAUGACUUUUUAUUUGGUGACUUUCUAGUGAGUGGGUGUUUUGCAGUUGUUGAAUUUUGUAGUGGGUGUGUGUGUAACGAAAUUAUAGUAUUUGGGUUGGUUGUUGACGGCAGCUACAGUGUAGGCUUGAUUUGAAAAUAAGAACCUCAUGCUGAUAAUGCAGGUUGCUGUUCUAAGUGGCAGUGUUGAAGCUGAUGUUUUGUGAACUGAACACUACAGUCAUUUUGUAUUAAGUUCUGCAUUAGUUCAGUUUAAAAAUCAACUGUUUUCUGUUUUUUUGACAUUGUAUUGCCAAAGCCUUACAUUAGGGAUCAAUUACAUUAUGAAGGUCUAACAUUGUUGACUUAGAGCCAGUAUACUGAUAAGCUUACUUAAAAGAGAAAAAGAAAAUAAAAAAACACACACACACACACAAAAAACAAAAAUGUGUGCUUGCUUUACCUUUUCACCUUCAUAGGUCAGUCACAUUUUCCAUGCUUGUUUACAUCGGUUCAGAUGAAACGCCAAAGGUUGUCUUUAUAAAGGAUUCCGGGAAACUCUGAGAACAAUGUUCUGUAGUUUUGUUAUUAUCUAUUCCUUUGAAUUAGCUGUAGUUCCCCUCAGGACAUGACUUGUUUUGGAGUAUGUUUGAGCAGAGUGUUUUAAUUCUACAGUAAUUGUAGUCGGUAAUUGGAUGGCUGACGGCUGUGUUUUUCUUGUAUCACAGAGUAUGGCGGGUUUGCUAUUAUUGCAGGUUUUAAUACCAAAGUUGUUUUUGCGUGUUGUUAUUGACCAGUAUCGAUUCCCCCCAGGUGGGUUCAGAAUUAACACUUUGUAAAUAUGGACUUGUGUCAUUAUACAGAAUGUUUAUGUAUAAUUGUCUUAAAAUCCUUGCAAUUUAAUAAAUCUUUCUGCAUUUAGUGAUAAUUACAUAGGGAUAAAAUUAUCUAUAUGUACAGCAACCUGUACAUGUAGAUGGUCGUGGGUUUUCCCCCGGGUUCUGCCUGGCUUCCUCUCGCCAUAAUGCUGGCCGCCAUCAUAUCAGUGAAGUAUUCUACAUUACAGUGUAAAACAUGGAUCAUGUAAAUAAAUCUCUUUUUGAUGUAUAUCAAAGGGUUAGCUUUCUCAUCGAUCACUGUUGAGCACUUUUAUUCAAAAGCUGUACCAGCGUACAAGACCCAGUGUUCAGUGAUAACAUUCAUGGAACCCAGUUGAGGCACCUCAAUCCUGCCGACAAUACACCUAUAGUGUACAUGUAACAUGAAAGUAAUCAUGAGAAAUGGUCCGAAUACUUGUAUUGGAUUGGCUGUUUUGAUUAAGUGUGGAGCUAAAAUCCAGGAUGUUUUCAUUUUGUUGUGGGUUGAUGCUUUAGUGUGAGUUGAUAGAUCUUGUUAUGGGUUAAUGCUUUUGUUUAGGGAUGUUUUUGUUUUGAGUUGAUAGUUCUGUUGUGGGAUGAUACUUGUGUUGUGGGUUGAUGUUUUUGUGGGUUGAUGUUUUUGUUGUGGGAUGAUACUUUUGUUGUGGGUUGAUGUUCUUGUUUUGAGUUGAUUGUUCUGUUGUGGGUUGAUUUUUUUGUUGUACAUGUAGGUUGAUGUUUUUGUUGUACAUGUAGGUUGAUGUUUUUGUUGUGGGAUGAUACUUUUGUUGUGGGUUGAUGUUCUUGUUUUGAGUUGAUGGUUCUGUUGUGGGUUGAUGUUUUUGUUGUACAUGUAGGUUGAUGUUUUUGUUGUGAGUUGAUGGUUCUGUUGUGGGUUGAUGUUUUUGUUGUGAGUUGGUUCUGUUGUGGUUGAUGUUUGUGUUGUGAGUUGAUGGUUCUGUUGUGGGGUGAUGUUUUUGUUGUAAAUAUAGUUGAUGUUUUUGUUUUUAGUUGAUGGUUCUGUUGUGAGUUGAUGUUUUGUUGCAGGUUGAUGGUUCUUUUGUGGAGUGAUUUUUUUUUUGUUCUGUGUUAAUGUUUUUGUUUUGUGGGUUGAUGUUUUUGUUGUUGGUUGAUGGUUCUGUUGUAAUUUGGUGUUUCUGAUAUUAAAUAGAAGUUUCUUCUUCAUUAUCCACUACUGUUUCAUGUAAAAUUGACCCAGCAGUAUAUUUGCCUCUGUAUAUUUAGAACCCACCUUGAAACGGUGACUUUACAGGUGGUAAGCCAUAACAUCACCAAACUGUGACCUUACAGGUGGUAAGCUAUAACAUCACCAAACUGUGACCUUACAGGUGGUAAGCUAUAACAUCACCAAACUGUGACCUUACAGGUGGUAAGCUAUAACAUCACCACUGAGGUACCCUGACUGGCUAGGCCAGUGCAUUGUUUAGCCAAGAGAGUCUCUCAGUGUCUUAGGGUCGCCCUAUUGUGACAAAAUUAACAUGGAGAGAUAGAGAAAAUGGGAGAAAAUUUGAAAUGAGACGAGUUUCAAAUUUCAAAUUCUGGUUAAAUCUAUGCUCUCUGCUAAUAUACUAUUUAAAUAGGUUAUAAUGUUUGUAAUUGUGAAAAUUAACCGAGUCUAGACACUUCUCCUUUGGUCAGAAAGCAGAAACCUGUUGAAAAUGGCUCAAUGCUUGAAAAGUUACAUGUUACAUGGACGUACAUGUAUGUCACUGUCUGAGAUUUAUUGUUUUUUUCAUGUCAACACUGAAUGUGAAAAACUGCUUGAAUUAAUUACAAGUUUAAACUGGGGUGAUCUUUUGUAUUGUGAUCAUACACAUAUCAGUGACAGCAUGUUGCUGUAAUUCUUCAGCCUUUUUCGCAAGUUCGCAGCGGGUUUAUUGAAGACAUACUCUGAAGGCAUUGUUCUGUGUUGUCUGAUAAAAUUAUACUUUUGCGAAGCCCUGAAAAUGGGCAAUCCUACCAAUGUAGUUUUGUCUCCAAAAUCAGAUUAAGUGUAUGCAUAAAUUGCACUGAAAGUUGCCGUUUCAUACGUGAAUGGGAUGUGAAAUUAGGUUAUUCAUUGUUGCAUAACAAGCCUAUGUUCAGGUUUGCAAACUCGUGCUUUGUUUACUUGCAGGUCAUUUUUCAAGCCAGUGAAAAUGACAUGUGUCCAACUUCCCAGUGGAAAUUGAGUGAAGGCCAUUGUUCCUCCUGAUGUUAGCAUCCUGCCAAUGGACUUGUUUUACUGAGCUGAACAUGCCUGGAGAAAUUACAGAAAACGUUGAGCCAAUGGCCUACACCCCAGCUUCAGAGGAUGGGCUGUUCCAUAGCCAGAACACAUCUGAUAUGGGUCAGAACUAUCUAGGUGAAUAUGCUUUCCCAGUUCAGACAGUACAGGGUCAGCAAUGAAUACAAUGGAUGGGCCGUCAGGAGCAAAACAACAGAAAGAGGGACAUAAUGCAGACUCCUCCAGUGGUGUUGGAAAGGGCAUCGAAGAGGAGCUGUGUAGAAUUUGUGGUGACCGAGCUUCGGGCUAUCAUUACAAUGCCCUUAGCUGUGAAGGAUGUAAAGGUUUUUUCCGCCGCAGUGUGACUCGUGGAGCGAGUUACAAGUGUAAAUAUGGCGGCAACUGUGAAAUGGACAUGUGGAUGAGGCGGAAGUGCCAGGCAUGUCGUUUGGCGCGAUGUCGGGAGGCCGGUAUGAAACAAGAAUGUCUGUUGUCCGAUGAACAGUGUAAAGCAAGAGAUGCACGCAGGAAAGCUAAGCUACGCUCAACCAAAAAUGUGUCUAGCCCAGAUAGCGGAGCUAGCCCGAUAUCAUUGGGAGACAGCAUGAGUGCAAUGGGGCCCAGUCCACCUUCAACCCCAAAGGACAUGCGUGAACCGAUGUCCCCAGGGACAGUUGUGGAGCGGUCACCUUUACAGUUCAUGGCGGAGGAGCAGCGCAAACUGAUUGAAAAUCUCGUUCUGAUGCAGGACAAAUACGAAGUGCCUGAUCAAGAGGCUGUCAGUCAAGUACAGCCUUUAGGUCCAGAACUUGCUGACCAACAAAUAACAAUAACAACAAAGGAAGCAUUUUGGACACAGCUGGCUGAGUUCACAGCCCUUGUAACACAGCUUGUAGUUGACUUUGCCAAAGCGCUGCCGGGAUUCAAAAGUUUGAACACAGAAGAUCAGAUUAUCCUGUUGAAGGCCUGUACUUUGGAGGUCAUGACCUUGCGUUCUGCUAGACGCUACGACCCCGAGCUGAACGCGCUAAUAAUGGCCAAUGAUGAGCCGUUCACGUAUGAGAAUAUGCAGGACAUUGGAAUGGGGAAGUUUGCUGACCUAACCAUGGACUUCUGUGCGAGCAUGAACCGUAUGCAGGUUGACAAUGCCGAGUUUGCACUGCUAACAGCAGUCUGUAUAUUUUCAGAGCGGCCUGGAUUGAUCGAGCCAAGGAAAGUGGAAAAAGCUCAGGAGGUUUAUAGUAACACCUUGCAGGCGUACGAAAGCAUAAAACGCUUCAAGGGUAGCCAGACUUUUGCCAAACUGCUCCACAAGCUGACUGAUCUACGCUCAGUGGGCAUUGAACACGCCAAGAUGAUGCUGACAGUACAAGUGGAGGACACAAAAGUUCCGCCCUUGCUGCAUGAGAUUUUUGAAUUCAAGCAUGACGAAAACGAUAUGGAUACUGAAAAUACCUCCAGCUGAUGUUUGACGUCACAGCAUUAUUUCUCAUCCAGGUGUAGUCCAGGUGACAUAAACAGCAACAACAACAAAAAACCAUGUUAGAUUGUCCUUCACACACGUCCUAAAUCUUCAUUCUUCAUCAUGCUGUGUUGCUAUGGUAACGAGGAAGUGUCAGGUGUUUGGCGGCUCUCGCUCUCCAGGAUUGGAGGUACUUUUCUCUCCAGCAGCUGUUUGCCUGUGAAUUUCCAACAGUUUUGGCCGGUAAUAAACAGUGAUUAGCUUGAAAGAGAGUUAACUGGAUCUAAGUUAAAACCCUGAGCCAAGCAUUCUCAGUAAAAUGGUGUUUGGCUGAAGACAGAUAAUUCUGUGAGAAAAGUCAAAACCAGUAAUGGUGCCAGAUUUUACAUGAAAUUAUAGAAAAACAAAAUGGCGCCAUUGGAUGAGGAAUGUGUCUGACAACUGCUUAAUAAGAGCUGAUGGAUUCUUCACAGUUCCAGACUCUGAGACCAUUUUCAGUUUCCUCGGAAACAUGUCCACUGCCUGAUAAGGCUUAACUAUUGUGAUUUAAAGAAAACUUCAUACGCAGACAUCUUACUUUUUCGGGGCACAUAUUGAAUGGAUUCCUUCUACAAAAAGAUAAAGACGAGCUCCGAAAAGAGUUCUGUGAAGUUGAACACUUGUAUAAAGUGUAUUGUUACUGUUAUGGAUUUUUUUUUUUCCAUGGUGAUCAUUUGCUCAAAAUGUUAAACUCAAUCAUAUACAUGUGUUACAUGUAUGCUGUUAUGAGUAUACAAUUUAAUAUUCUACGCACUGUUUUCCUUUUUUUGAGACCUGGUGAGACACUCACAUGCAUGCUUACUGACUUCUUGAUUCUGGUCCUACUCACUUCACACCACCGUCAUCAACAUCGGACUAUUUUCUUCUAUUUUUGUUUCGUAAAUGGUUUUGUACCAAAUAAUGGCAAAGCCGGCAUAAACUUAGAGGACGGUUACUAAAGACUGAUUCACAAAGGUUCGUUUGGAAUCUACAUGUAUUUCAACAUGUUCUUGUCUUGUGUUGGAUCUACUUCACCUGUCUUGUGUUGGAUAUGCUUCACCUGUCUUUUGUGG
Messenger RNA from Liolophura sinensis, 7965 nucleotides. RefSeq names its product ecdysone receptor-like. The transcript has 7 exons. Bases 5591 to 6877 code for a protein of 428 amino acids. Gene Ontology annotation, molecular function: nuclear receptor activity; RNA polymerase II cis-regulatory region sequence-specific DNA binding; ecdysone binding. Gene Ontology annotation, biological process: negative regulation of transcription by RNA polymerase II; cell differentiation; ecdysone receptor signaling pathway. Gene Ontology annotation, cellular component: nucleus; RNA polymerase II transcription regulator complex. NCBI's taxonomy places the organism in Eukaryota, Metazoa, Mollusca, Polyplacophora, Chitonida, Chitonidae. The record is from RefSeq and is a predicted model, not a curated record.